Tachyglossus aculeatus (Australian echidna) is the source of this 1561-nucleotide messenger RNA. RefSeq names its product SWI/SNF related, matrix associated, actin dependent regulator of chromatin, subfamily d, member 2 (gene SMARCD2). Gene Ontology annotation, cellular component: nucleus; SWI/SNF complex. The transcript is spliced from 13 exons. Gene Ontology annotation, biological process: regulation of transcription by RNA polymerase II. The record is from RefSeq and is a predicted model, not a curated record. Lineage: Eukaryota; Metazoa; Chordata; Mammalia; Monotremata; Tachyglossidae. The coding region runs from base 100 to 1464 and encodes 454 amino acids.
CCGGGACAGGGCCCGGCGGGGCCCGCGGGGGCGCCCGGCCCCAACGCCUUCAGACCCCUGGGCCCCGCGGGGAACAACACCCCCUACCAGCGUCCGGGCAUGUCUCCCGGGAGCCGCAUGCCCAUGGGGGGUCUGCAGGUGGGGCCCCCCGCCGGGCCCCCGUUUGGGACGGCCUCCCCGCUGCGCCCCGGGAUGCCGCCGGCCAUGAUGGACCCGUUUCGCAAACGCCUGCUGGUGCCCCAGGCCCAGGCCCCGCUGCCUCCCCAGCGCCGAGGCCUGAAGAGGAGAAAGAUGGCGGACAAAGUUCUACCUCAGCGGAUCCGGGAGCUGGUCCCGGAGUCUCAGGCCUACAUGGACCUGCUGGCUUUUGAGCGGAAACUGGACCAAACCAUCGCCCGGAAGCGCAUGGAGAUCCAGGAGGCCAUCAAGAAGCCCCUCACGCAAAAGCGGAAACUUCGGAUCUACAUCUCCAACACCUUCAGCCCCGGCAAGGCGGAGGGCGAGGGGGCCGCCGGCGCGGCCCCCGGCGCGGCCCCGGGGGACAAGGUGGCCUCCUGGGAGCUGCGCGUGGAGGGGAAGCUGCUGGACGACCCCAGCAAGCAGAAGAGGAAGUUCUCUUCGUUCUUCAAGAGCCUCGUCAUCGAGCUGGACAAGGAGCUGUACGGGCCGGACAACCACCUGGUGGAGUGGCACCGGAUGCCGACGACCCAGGAGACGGACGGCUUCCAGGUGAAGCGGCCCGGGGAUCUGAACGUCAAGUGCACCUUGCUGCUCAUGCUGGACCACCAGCCCCCCCAGUACAAGCUGGACCCGCGGCUGGCGCGGCUGCUGGGCGUGCACACCCAGACCCGGGCGGCCAUCAUGCAGGCGCUGUGGCUCUACAUCAAGCACAACCAGCUGCAGGACGGGCACGAGCGCGAGUACAUCAACUGCAACCGCUACUUCCGCCAGAUCUUCAGCUGCGGCCGCCUGCGUUUCUCGGAGAUCCCCAUGAAGCUGGCGGGGCUCCUGCAGCACCCGGACCCCAUCGUCAUCAACCACAUCAUCAGCGUGGACCCCAGCGACCAGAAGAAGACGGCCUGCUACGACAUCGACGUGGAGGUGGACGACCCCCUCAAGGCCCAGAUGAGCAAUUUCCUGGCCUCCACCACCAACCAGCAGGAGAUCGCCUCGCUGGACGGCAAGAUUCACGAGACCAUCGAGUCCAUCAACCAGCUGAAGACCCAGCGGGACUUCAUGCUGAGCUUCAGCACGGACCCCCAGGACUUCAUCCAGGAGUGGCUGCGCUCCCAGCGCCGCGACCUCAAGAUCAUCACGGACGUCAUCGGGAACCCGGAGGAGGAACGCCGCUCCGCCUUCUACCACCAGCCCUGGGCCCAGGAGGCCGUGGGCCGCCACAUCUUCGCCAAGGUCCAGCAGCGGCGGCAGGAACUGGAACAGGUGCUGGGCCUCCGCCUGACCUAGCGCCCGCGGGGAGCCCGCGGCCUUCUUAGUUAGCCACAGUAGAUGUAGGAUGGGGAGGGGGCGGCCGCUCCGCCCCGUCUCCUCGCCCGCCGGGGCC